GACCCCGACACAUGGGGUCAACACGGGCUGAAUGGGUUCAUACUGACGGCUGCCUCGGACGCGGACGCACGCAGACGCCGAUGAGAGCGCGCACUUAAUUAGGAAAACCUGGUCGAGCAAUUAAGCACGAGGAGAGAAGACGCGCGUAUUGGAGCGCAGAAGAGCUGAUUUAGCUCCCCAGUCACCUUGGCACCAUGAGUUGGAGCUUCCUAACUCGUCUGCUGGAUGAGAUCUCCAACCACUCCACCUUUGUGGGGAAGAUCUGGUUGACGGUGCUCAUCGUCUUCCGCAUCGUGCUGACGGGCGUCGGGGGUGAAACCAUCUACUAUGAUGAGCAGAGUAAAUUUGUCUGCAACACGCAGCAGCCUGGGUGUGAGAAUGUGUGCUACGACGCGUUUGCACCACUCUCUCACGUCCGAUUCUGGAUCUUCCAGGUUAUCCUGAUCACUACCCCGACUAUCAUGUACCUGGGCUUUGCCAUGCACAAGAUCACCCGCAUGGACGACAGCGAGUACCGGCCCGUCCGGAACCGGAAGAAGAAGAUGCCCAUCGUCAGCCGUGGGGCAGUUCGGGACUAUGAGGAGGCGGAGGACAAUGGAGAGGAAGACCCGAUGAUUGCUGAAGAAAUUGAGCCAGAGAAGCCCGACAAAGAAGAAAAAAGCUCUGAGAAGAAGCAUGAUGGUCGUCGGCGGAUUCUGCGUGACGGCCUGAUGAAAGUCUACGUGUGCCAGCUGCUGUGGCGCUCCGCCUUUGAGGUCGCCUUCCUUUUCGGCCAAUACGUCCUCUACGGCUUCGAGGUGAUACCCUCCUACGUCUGCACCCGCUCACCAUGCCCGCACACAGUCGACUGCUUUGUGUCCCGACCCACGGAGAAGACCAUCUUCCUGCUGGUGAUGUACGUGGUGUCUUUCCUCUGCCUGAUCCUCACUGUCCUGGAAAUCGUCCAUUUGGGGAUCGGCGGCAUCCGUGACACCUUCCGCAGACGGGCUACACUCAACUCCCGAGCCCCGCCGCCACCGACCUCCUCACGUUCCAUGCCAACAGCCCCACCAGGAUACCAUGCCACCAUGAAGAAGGAGAAACUAAAAGGAGAGCUGAGGGAUUCUCCAAUAGCCGACUCCGGGAGGGAGAGUUUUGGGGACGAGGGGCCCUCGUCCAGGGAGCUGGAGCGGUUGAGGAGGCACCUGAAGCUGGCCCAGCAGCACCUUGACCUGGCCUACCAGGCAGACGAGGGAAUCCCCUCACGCAGCAGCAGCCCGGAGGUCAACACGGCUGCACAGACAGCUGCCGAGCAGAACCGCCUCAACUUUGCCCAGGAAAAGCAGGGAGAGGCAAGCGAGAAAGGAAUACGUGCCUGAGCGUGCUUCCUGCCACAAACGUCUGUCCUUCCAUUCCUACUGGCCUUAAACACAUGGGGGAAGCACAUAUGGGAAUGCAGUCAGACCACUGAGGGAGACCAAAGCGUGUAUGUGUGUGUGUUUGUAUGCAUGUGUGGAUGAGAGAAAAUGAGCCUUUCAGUAUUAGGGGUCAGUCGAAAAGAGAGAGAAAAAAAAAAAAAUGCUGACCAAGCUGUGUUGUGACAAAUGGUUCAUCUCCACGACUCUAAACUUGAAUGCCUGCCACAUAUCGAGUUUCUGCUUGCCGACCUACAUCCAAACCUUGACUGUGCCUUCAGCUAAAACCUUGUCUACACCCUGUUCUUUCACCCACUCUGUUUUUGUGGUCAUGCAAUAAUCCUCAUCCAUUUCAGACCUUGUAAGGAUCGCCGUAAGCUUCAAACUCCUGGCUGAGUGUAGUGUUUUUUUGUUGUUUUUUUUUUUUUUGUUUUUUUUUUGUCGUCUUGACAAAAGCAAGGCUCUCUUUUUAUCAAAUGUCGCCAAAUGUUAAUGCCUCACUUCGUUGAGGCUUGUUGGCCUCAGAGAGAAGCUCAAACAACACAGCCUUGGGUUAUGUCAUUUCUGGAGCGUGUGCAGCAGGCUUAACCUGUGCUAGAUGAAUCGUGUUUACUUUAAACAGAUCUGAUGUUAGGGAUUAUUGUUUAUUAGAAAGAGCCCACACCAUUUCAGGAAAUAACAGCCUGUAUAUUUACUCCAAACAUCCAAAAUGUUUUACCUGGGAAAUGCUUGAAUUCUUUAUCGACCAAUGUUCCAAGGACAUUCCAAGAGUAAUUUUAUGUACAAUCAGUUCAUUUAAAAUACUCAAUUUAUUUUACCAGUACUUUUUUUUUUUCACCAAAGCUCUAGAUUAGUUACAUUUUUGUCUAGAAGGAAGUGUUGGCAUCACAAAUGCCACCUGUUUCACAUGACUGUUGAGAAGUAGGCACUUGAUGUUGGUAAUCCUUUUUCUUCCCUAAAUUAUGUAAUAUAAAAAUGAUUCAUAAUGUACAUCAUUGCAGAAAGUUUAAAAUGUCGGGGAUUUUUUUUUUUUUUUUUUUUGCUAACCAGCUGGAAACAUCUUUCUUCCAGGCUACUGUCAACAAUGAAACUCCAUCCUUGUCUUUUGAAAUUUACAUUCUUCUUUGGUUAGACAUACUUUCCAUCCUUGACAUGCACCACUACUCCUUCUUUGUGCUGAAACAUGGAUGCUUUUGUGCAUCAUGGAAAAAAAAAAAAAAAAAAAA
Molecule: messenger RNA, 2620 nt
Organism: Seriola dumerili (greater amberjack)
Lineage: Eukaryota; Metazoa; Chordata; Actinopteri; Carangiformes; Carangidae
Product: gap junction gamma-1 protein-like
Exons: 5
Coding region: 195-1358 (387 amino acids)
Biological process (GO): cell communication
Cellular component (GO): connexin complex
Source: RefSeq, a predicted model, not a curated record